This is a messenger RNA of Symbiodinium sp. CCMP2592, 1623 nucleotides long. The record is from the annotation of a GenBank genome assembly. NCBI's taxonomy places the organism in Eukaryota, Dinophyceae, Suessiales, Symbiodiniaceae.
AUGGCUGAGUCACAGCCCGCCCGCAUCGACUCCAUGGACACCCGCGAUACCCUAAUCCCAGAGACCCUCGUCACCGAUCUCCCAGAAGCUCCCGCAGACACGGCAUCGGCACCAGACGCCGCCGGCUGUGACAACAAUAAUGAGCCAAGUGACGCCACCAACGGCGAGGAGCAGAAGCCAGCAGACGCCACCAGCAGCGGCGAGCAGAAGGCAGCAGACGCCGCCAGCGAGGAUAAGAAGCCACCUGCAAUGACCCCGGAAUCCAUUCGUAUCGCGAUCGAGAACUAUGCCAACAGCAUCAACAAGGACCCCAAGGAGGUGACGUUUUCCAUGCUUGAGGCUACAAAGGAAGGCCCCAGCUACUGGGCCACGGUCAACACAGACAUGUCGGCCCGUGGUGCCACGGCACAAUCUAUGGGCCGUGCCAUCCGCUUCAAACCGGCCGUGAAAAACCUUUAUGGCCUACUCCUAGAUUCCUUCAAGCUCGAGUUUAGGAGGGCCUGGGCAUGCUCCCGGGACUUUGAAUUCGUCACGACUACCCGCAGCACCGUCAAUACAUUUCGCAAAAGAAAGGACGAGCUCGGCACCUACAAGACCUUCCUUCAGAUUUGUCAGGUCCUAGGCGGGGUCGAUGAACCCAUCGCCGUGCAACAGGCGAAGAACUACACUCAGAUGUGCUGCCGUGACGACCUCAAGGAACACUGUGUGGUCUACAACGCCUGGCUGAAAGCUGACACAUACCUGUGGGUGGAGCAGCUCCUGACCACAUCGAACAUCCAGGAAUGGAAGAGUACUGUGACUGUCGAGGUCAAGGAGCCGGUUAAAGGCUCAUGGUCUGAAAAGGUGCAGCUCUCGAAAGCUAUGCGAUGCUACGCGGCGGAGAACGGCAAGAGGUUGGUUGAUGUGACCGAGACCGAAGUGAGGACCUCGGAGUUGGGUUUGCAAGGCUAUGCUGCUUUGUUCGAAAAGACUCCAGGAGCCCAGCCCAAGCCCGGCGGGGAUGGCAGCAAUGCUGGUGGGUGCAAGGGCGGCAAGAAGAGGGGUUUGGAACAGGAGCCGAAGCCGAUCGACACUGACCUCCCGACGCCGCCUCCUACUACCGAGAAUCCUCCGAAUCCGAACAAGCGGGCAAAGGCGGGCGGGAGCGGUUCCGUCACGACCAAGAAGGAGAAGGAGGUCAAAGAGCUUCUUGCCCAGGAGCAAGCGAGCGACAAUGCUAUGAGCAUGAUCACGAUCGAGAUGGGCAAGAGCGAUCCCGCCGCAUGGCAGUGGGCGGCUGGGUUCGUGAAGAGCUACAAGGAAUGCCGGGUCGGGGUGCUCGAGCUCUACGCCGAGAACCCCUUCUUUCAGUCCAUGAAGGUGGCUGUUCUCUCCGCGAAGGAGCUGCAGAAGGUGAAGAAGGAGUACAAGGAUCAGUAUUUGCCGAAGCUUUGCGACUUCGUGAGCAUGUUGGGGCCGAAAAUCUCUGCUAUGGCAGAGGCUAGUGUACAGAUACAACAGAUGGCUAGUGCCAAGAAGAAUGCUUCCGAGAGUGUUAAAGCUAGCCCUGCCCCCAAGGCAAAAGGCAAAGCCAAAAAAGCCCUGGCCCGAUCGGCCUCCACGAGAAGCAUCGGCUCAGUGUGA